Messenger RNA from Mesocricetus auratus (golden hamster), 1504 nucleotides. RefSeq names its product interferon alpha-inducible protein 27, mitochondrial-like. The record is from RefSeq and is a predicted model, not a curated record. NCBI's taxonomy places the organism in Eukaryota, Metazoa, Chordata, Mammalia, Rodentia, Cricetidae. The coding region runs from base 647 to 1354 and encodes 235 amino acids. Gene Ontology annotation, biological process: apoptotic signaling pathway. The transcript has 6 exons. Gene Ontology annotation, cellular component: mitochondrion; membrane.
AAACCUCCCUUGUGCUCAAGGGGCCAGAUUUGCAGACUCCUGUCUCAGUUAAAGUGUUCACAGUGUACACUGGGGCUGGGACUGAAAGAGACUUAAAGAUGACAGCAUGUGUGAAAUGCUAAGCCUACGCUGUAAAGAAAGAAGCAGGGAAAUCUUCUAUUGGUAGCCACAUCCUCUUUGUGCAUUGCCUGUUGCUAUGGAAAUGUAGCUUAAUUGGAGGGGUGUGUAUCAAUCUUGGUGAACAAUUUCAGAAACUGUCUCACUGACCCUAAACAUCAAUUGUGGUAUAGACUUUUCUUUUUCAUUGUAUGUAUCCAAACUGGAUAUAUGCCAUGUAGUAUCCAGUCCUACUGGAAACAGCACUCCUUUACUGUAACUUACUAUUUCCUAAGCAAGAGUAUUAGUAAGUCUUCAUAGCGUCAGUUUUAUUACUUCGAGUUUCUACAGUAUCAGUGUCAUGGGUUGUGUGGAACAACCCUGGCAAAGGAGUAAUAUGAAAAAAUACAUUUCAAACACCUCAACACUCAGAAUGCCUCAGUUACAGAACACUAGGCAAUCUUCGAAACCCAGAAAGACCUGGAGAGAGCGUGGAAAAUGAAACCUAUCUCAUUGGCUGCUUUCCAUCACCCUGCAUUCUUCAACCACAAUGGAUUUUUCAGGACUGGAGAGAACGGAAAAAACAACAUCUGUCUCUAAUAGGCUGCCUUGGGCCACUGGGUGUGUCUUCAAUAAGAGUGGAUUUUUCAGGCUUGGAGAGACCAGUGAAGAUGGAAAACAACUCACUGUCUGCCAUCCAUCUCUAGGUGUGUGUCCUGUUUGGAACCUCUCCAUGGCAUUGUUUGCAACAGGUGCACAGAUGGCCUCCCUUGUCUCAAGGAUAACAGCUUCGGUGGCCAUGGUCAAAGCUGGAGGGGCAGUCUCUGGCACCAUUCUAGCUGGCUCACGGGGGCUCAACCUGUUAGCCCAGACUGCCCUGGGCUCUGGAGCAUCUGCACUUGGAUCUUCCUUGGGAGCACUGAAGGUUGGCACCAUCCUAUCGGCAUGCCCUGCCUCUGUCUUGGCUGUUUGUCCCACUGCAGCCAAGGCUGCUGUUGCUGUGCUUGGGGGAGCCAUGACUGUAGCUGCUGUGCCCCCCGUGUUGAGUGCUGUGGGCUUCACAGGGACAGGAAUUGCUGCCUCCUCUCUAGCUGCUAAGAUGAUGUCCUUGUCAGCCAUUGCGAAUGGGGGUGGAGUUGCGGCUGGUGGCUUGGUGGCCACUCUGCAGUCAGUGGGAGCCGCUGGACUGUCGAUGUCAUCCAAAUUACUCUUGAGCUCUGCAGGGUCUUCUCUCAUGGCCCGUAUGAUUGGCAUUUGAGAUUCCCAGUCCUUCUCUGCUCUAGAAGGGAACAUGGAGGUAGAGGCUACACUGUCCAGUUUCAUCACCCAAGAGAAGUUAAUCCCAGGGAAGAGUCUUCCAAGGCCAAGUGCUCAAUUGGAAAUAAGAAAUAAAACCAAUUUGUUGCCA